AUGAAGGCUCUCAUUCUUGUCGGCGGUUUUGGUACCCGUCUGCGUCCUUUGACUCUCACCCUUCCUAAGCCCCUGGUGGAGUUCGGAAACCGGCCUAUGAUCCUACACCAAGUCGAGAGCUUGGCCGCUGCAGGUGUCACCGAUAUCGUUCUCGCCGUCAACUACCGCCCAGAUGUCAUGGUCGCAGCCUUGAAGAAGUACGAGGAGCAAUAUGGAGUCAACAUUGAGUUCUCUGUCGAGUCUGAACCGCUAGGCACGGCUGGCCCGCUCAAGCUGGCGGAGAAGAUCCUGGGCAAGGACGACUCGCCCUUCUUCGUAUUGAACUCGGACGUCAUUUGCGAUUACCCCUUCAAAGAGCUCGCCGAGUUCCACCAGAAGCACGGAGAUGAGGGUACCAUCGUCGUCACCAAAGUGGACGAGCCCUCCAAGUACGGUGUCGUUGUUCACAAGCCCAACCACGCCUCGCGCAUCGAUCGCUUCGUCGAGAAACCCGUCGAAUUCGUUGGCAAUCGCAUCAACGCCGGUAUAUACAUUCUGAACCCCAGUGUUCUCAAGCGGAUUGACCUCCGCCCGACAUCUAUCGAGCAGGAGACCUUCCCCGCCAUCUGCAAGGAGGGCCAGCUCCACUCAUUCGAUCUUGAGGGCUUCUGGAUGGACGUCGGCCAGCCCAAGGAUUUCCUCACCGGUACUUGUUUGUACCUGACCUCUCUCGCCAAGCGCAACCCCAAGCUCCUUGUCCCCCACACAGAGCCCUACGUGUACGGUGGCAAUGUCAUGGUUGAUCCCUCCGCUAAGAUCGGCAAGAACUGCCGCAUUGGCCCCAACGUGGUGAUCGGUCCCAACGUUGUCGUGGGCGAUGGUGUCCGUCUUCAGCGUUGCGUCGUGAUGGAGAACUGCAAGGUCAAGGAUCACGCUUGGAUCAAGUCUACGAUUGUUGGCUGGAACAGCUCUGUUGGCCGCUGGGCGCGUCUGGAGAACGUUACUGUACUCGGAGACGAUGUGACCAUUGCCGACGAGGUAUAUGUCAACGGUGGCUCCAUCCUGCCCCACAAGAGCAUCAAGCAGAAUAUUGAUGUUCCCGCGAUCAUCAUGUAA
This is a messenger RNA of Penicillium bovifimosum, 1095 nucleotides long. Its product is annotated as mannose-1-phosphate guanyltransferase. Gene Ontology annotation, biological process: cell wall mannoprotein biosynthetic process; GDP-mannose biosynthetic process. Gene Ontology annotation, cellular component: cytoplasm. The transcript has 4 exons. The record is from RefSeq and is a predicted model, not a curated record. Lineage: Eukaryota; Fungi; Ascomycota; Eurotiomycetes; Eurotiales; Aspergillaceae. Gene Ontology annotation, molecular function: mannose-1-phosphate guanylyltransferase (GTP) activity; GTP binding. The coding region runs from base 1 to 1095 and encodes 364 amino acids.